Molecule: messenger RNA, 2617 nt
Organism: Hippocampus comes (tiger tail seahorse)
Lineage: Eukaryota; Metazoa; Chordata; Actinopteri; Syngnathiformes; Syngnathidae
Gene: nol9
Product: nucleolar protein 9
Exons: 14
Coding region: 380-2455 (691 amino acids)
Biological process (GO): cleavage in ITS2 between 5.8S rRNA and LSU-rRNA of tricistronic rRNA transcript (SSU-rRNA, 5.8S rRNA, LSU-rRNA)
Cellular component (GO): nucleus
Molecular function (GO): polynucleotide 5'-hydroxyl-kinase activity
Source: RefSeq, a predicted model, not a curated record
GGAAUAGAAUGGUCGGCAGGGUUAAUGUUGCACGCCAGAUUGUAACAAAACAAAGCAAAACAAAAAUCACUUUUCAACAAAGUGAGCGCUUGUAUCUUAAUUGCGUUUCGGCAUAUUCCUACCACGAUACGAACAAGGCAAAUAUCACGGGAACAUCAUUGUUAACCAGUUACAUUCAAUCGACUGUUCGUGGCUCCCUGGUACACAUGUUAGCUGGCUGGCUAACUGCAACUUUGUUUGCCUUUGUGUCAGGCGAAGAACAUUGGCCGGUGAUGAAAAGUUAGUGAGGUACCCAGCCCCGCUAGCUAAUUUCAAUUCGCCGAUGGUUCAUGUUUGAAGUGCUUAUCCACCAGCCACUCGUCCACAUAACAUUGGCAUAAUGAAGGCGAAGAGAGUCAGUCAUUCAAAGGUCAGCGCCACAUCUCAAAAGUGGAAGGACGUGAGGGGUAAAAGAUGCAGGCCUCCCAUCGGCUCCUCUGACCUAAACUCCAGUCCUGUCGUGGUUGGGAUGAUCAAGGAGCAUCACGAUUCCAUGAAGAAGAAGCCGGUUGUCAAGAGACUGAAGAACAAGGCAAAGACUGUAUCCGGGAAAAGUGUUUCUCAGACCAAGUCCUUCACCAAUGGCGACAUGGGCCUCAGUUCCGAUGAGUUUCAGGACUGGAAGGAAUACCCCCAAUUGGUCCGAGUGAAUGGGCUAAAGACAAAAGGUGCCACAGAGGACAAGAGUGCAUGUCGACUGGAUGGGAAUUCUCUCCAUCAGUGUGCAGAGAGGGAUGAUCAGAGGAACCACGCCGUACUUGUCAUGCAGAAAGGACAGACUCUGUGUUUCCGUGGGAAAUGUUUUUUGACCUGCUUGUUUGGGCGCGUGGAAGUGAUGGGCUUCACCAUGGAAGAGGGACAGCAGUCAUAUCCGCUCUUCUCUCCCGCCUCACAUUGUCCUCUGACUAUCAGAGCCACGCAGGGCUGCGAUGACAGCCGAGACCGCGGAAGUGUGGCUACAGACGUCCUGUGCAAUUACCUUCCAUCCGCGUCACAGAAGAAGCUGCUUAAAAAGGUUGGUUCCAAAUCCUCCAUCAUCCUCCUGGAGCCCAUGGAGACCCCGUUGACACACUUCCUAUCAAGCUUCGCCAAUCUCAGUAACCUGUUUGAUCCCACUAUGGGAGAACUCAUGUCUGCCGUCCUGGACACGCCUCUGAACGGUCUAGGGAUGAUUCCUCUGAUCGACAGCGUUGAGGGCCUGAAGGUGUCGCCGACCUGCCGGGAAUCCCUGAAUGCAGUGGUCACUGCCUGCAGAGGGGACAUGGACGGUUGUGCUGUUGUCCUCGUUUAUGGAUCUAAAAACGUUGGCAAGUCCACAUACAUCCGCAUGGUGAUCAAUACUCUCCUAAAUCACACUACAAGUGUGGACUAUUUGGAAGCAGACCUCGGUCAAACUGAGUUCACCCCGGCUGGUUGCUUGUCUUUGUUGACUGUCAGAGAACCUCUGCUGGGCCCCCCUUUCACGCAUCAGCGCGACCCCGACCACAUGGUCUACUACGGCGAGUCGUCGUGCGAGUCUGACUUAAGUCGCUACCUGGAAAGCCUCAAGUCCUUGUGGCGCAGACGCUCCCCAAGCAGAGAGACGCCUAUUGUCAUCAAUACCAUGGGCUGGGUUAAAGGUUUUGGACUGCAGCUGCUAGUGGAUAUGCUCCGCUUCUUCCCGGUCUCUCACGUCAUCCAAGUGACUCACGGCGGCAGCACGGCUCAAUGCCCUGCCCUCACCCCCGACUUUCUAAGGACGGCCCACGGCUUCCAGACACACCCGCCCGCUCAGACGGCGCUGGACGAGUUCACAGAGAGUACACAAAGCCCGCCCCUCACCUACGUUCACAUGACCGUUCAGUCCGACUUCGAAGGCGUGGGCUGCCAAGGGACGGCGAAACACCAACGCACCAAUGAGCUGCGAGAACUUUCACUGCUUGCCUACCUCGGUCAGCUGCAGUCGGCUGAUCCUGGACCCAUUCGAUCUCUUCACUCUCUCACACCAUACCAGGUCCCCCACACCGAAGUGGCUUUGGGUGUGCUCCAUUUCGAAGUGGCGCCCAGUGACAUGUUCUAUGCCGUCAACUCCGGCCUGGUAGGACUCUGUUGCCUGGCGGAGAAGGUGACCAGCAAAGGAGGUCCGGUCCUGCUGUCUCGAGCCCCCAUCUGCCCUUGCGUGGGCCUGGGUGUGCUGCGAGGGAUCGACAUGACGCGAGGCCUCUACUUUGUCCUGACGUCAGUCGAUCCCGCCAUCCUGCGCAAGGUCAACUGUCUCCUUCUCGGAGCCACAUCGCUGCCCUCCUGCAUCCUGACCGCGCAGGACGGUUUCCAGGGAGAGCUGCCUUACGUGACGUCGGACUACAGCUUUGACCUGACCGGUGCUGGAAAGCUGCGAUUCUUCAAGGGCCUGCAGAGGUCAUGUCAGACGCGCUGAUGGUCCAGCGUUUGUGUAUGUGUGAGUUUUCUUUUUCCCCAACAUCAACUCUGAAAUUGACUCUUCAAGAGAGAAUUCUCUCAGAACAUUUUUUUUUUGUACCGCUGCCAUUCCGAAACUGCAACUGAAUUCCGGUGUCAUAUUAAAAGCAGGAAAAAUGUG